CUCCCUCUCUCUUUCUCUCUCUCUCUCUCUCUCUCUCUCUCCUCUUUCUUCCCCCGUCAGUCAGGAGUUUUCCAGAGCCGUGAGGAGCAGCGACUGACAGGACGGGUGUGAGGAAGCAUCAGCGGCUCUGCAGGUCGGACAGACGCUUGAAGAGAAGAGAAGAGUUCAGCCAACGGUUCAUCUGCAAAAACUGAAUCUAAAUGUUCUGAGUACUAUAAUAAAAUACCUUCUCGUUCACAAACAAAACAUCAUCUGUUGAUUUUGGAGGUGUUCCUCCCUUUAAACAUGGCGUUUGUAUUGCCUUUCCUCCUCCUGCUUCAACUCUCGAUCAAGACGGGAGCUCAGCGCGUCUCCAGUGAUCUCAGAUCCCAGCCUAUUAGAGUUGUUAUUUCAGAUUCAUGUGCGCAGAAUGAGGCCAGAGAGAGAGAGAUGGACUUGGACCCUGAUUCUCCUCUGGUCCUGACCCAUCGGAUCCGUCUGCUGCCCGGAUCAGGCUCAGGUUGUGGUCAGUGCGACGUGGACUUUGCAGCCUUGCGUGAGCGUAUUGAAAGACUGGAGAAGGAGGUGUCGGAUCUGAGGCAGAAAUGUGGAGGUCUGGACGGAUGCUGCACCUCCCAGCAGAGCAAAGGUGCGGUCUGUACCACCGCUGGUCCCACGACUGAUGAGUGUCCAGAUGACUGCAGUGACCAGGGUCGCUGUGUCGAUGGGAAGUGUGUGUGUUUCUCAGGAUUCAGUGGGCCGGACUGCAGUAUCCCAGACUGUCCUGAUGACUGCAGCAGCUGGGGCCGGUGUGUGAACGGACAGUGUGUGUGUGACGCAGGCUUCAGCGGUCCGGACUGCUCUGUAAAAACAUGUCCGGAUAACUGCAGCAACCGCGGACGGUGUGUGAAUGGGAAGUGUGUGUGUGACGCAGGCUUCAGCGGUCCGGACUGCUCGUCCAGCACGUGUCCCGGGAACUGCAAUAACAGGGGCCGCUGCGUGAACGGCAGGUGUGUGUGUGAGGCUGGGUUUACCGGCCCUGACUGCGGAACACGGAGCUGUCCGGAGAACUGCAACAACCGGGGACGCUGUGUGAACGGAAAAUGCGUGUGUGACUCUGGAUUCACGGGUCAGGACUGCUCCGAGAGGUCCUGUCCGGGGAACUGCAACAACCGGGGGCGCUGUGUGAAUGGAAAAUGCGUGUGUGACUCUGGAUUUGAGGGUCCGGACUGCUCCGAGAGGUCCUGCCCAGGGAACUGCAACAACCGGGGGCGCUGUGUGAACGGACAGUGCGUGUGCGAACCGGGCUUCUCUGGGCUGGACUGCUCUGUAAAAACAUGCCCAGAUAACUGCAGCAACCGCGGACAGUGUGUCAAUGGGAAGUGUGUGUGUGAGAGCGGCUUUACUGGACCGGACUGUGCGUCCAGAUCCUGUCCUGGAGACUGCAGUAACCGGGGCGUGUGUGUCGACGGCCGGUGCGAGUGUGAGAGCGGCUUCACUGGACCCGACUGCUCGUCCCAGGCUUGUCCCAGUAACUGCAAUAACAAGGGCAGAUGUGUGAAUGGGAAGUGCGUCUGUGAUGUGGGCUUCUCCGGUCAGGACUGCUCCAGCAAAACCUGCCCCAACAACUGCAGUAACAGGGGCCGCUGUGUGAGGGGCCGCUGCGUGUGUCGUCGGGGUUUCACGGGGCCCGACUGCAGCGAGUGUCAAGCUGGGUUCACUGGGGAAAACUGUGAUGUCGCGCUGGCGGGCGUCUCUCGUCUCAGCACCAGGGACAUCACCGAGUCCUCCGUCACGCUGUCCUGGACUCCAGCGGCUGUGCAGUACGACACCUACCACAUCAGCUUCACCAGCACGAAAGAAACUGAGCAGAAAAUAAGCUCCAGAAUCAGCGGCACACUGAACACGUACACUCAGGUCGGACUGGCCGCUGGACAGCAGUACAUGGUCAGCAUCACUGGAGAGAAAGAUGGCGUGAUGGGAACAGAGAGCACAACGCAAUUCACCACAUUGAUCUCUGGGCCAAAAGACUUGCACGUUGUGAAGACAAGCACUACAUCAGUCGUUGUCCAAUGGGAGAAGGCGCAGGGGGAGAUUGACAGGUACGUCCUCUCCGUUGCACCCAAUCAGACAGAUGGAUCCGGCAGACUUCCAGAGUUAAACCUGCCUCCGGAGAGAGAUUCGGCCCAGAUCGAUGGCUUGCAGGCGGGCCGCUUGUAUGACAUCUCGUUAGUGGCGGAGAAAGACGGCGACCAGAGCCGGCCAGCAACCGUACAGGCCACUCCCGGGAAUGUCCCAGUGCCUGAAACCAGGAUGACCACGGGGAUGGAGAACAUGCAGGUUGAUGUGGAGCCUGGAAAUAACAAAGAAAAGAAACAGAGGUUCACAAACGCAACACUCUUCCUGCGAAAGCAGGUGAUUAAAGGAAAGGUUGAAAAUUCAGAAAGAACAGGAAAUACCAGCAGACUCAGACCAGGCUUAUUUAUUAGACCUGGGCAAAAAAGACCACAUGGGAUGCUUCUCAAACCCGGUACACUACCAGAUAUCACAAGAAGACCUUAUGGUCCAGGAUUAAAACAUUUAAAUUCUUCCCAGAUAGGAGUGAAAGGGAGGAUUCUAGUGCCUUCUUCAAACAGGUCAAUAACACGGUAUCCACUGAGACCGAAUGUAAACUCACCUUAUCCCGUUUCCAAUGGUAAACCAUUGGCGCUGACAAUGAAAGAGACAAGAUCUCAGAAAGGAAACAUUGAAACCAUUUUUAGAAUGGAAUCUGUCGAGACCCCCAGAAAUGACACAUCAGCCCCAUCUGCCACCCCACCGCCUUUCACAAAUGUCACUGAAUCAACUGAAGAGCCUACAAUUACAACAGAAAAAAACAUAACAGCCUAUAUAAAUGGGACAAAAUGUGUUCGGAAGGUUUUGGUUGGGUACAGGAAGAUACACGGAAACAUGCCCGAUGGCAAUGUGCUGUCUAAAAACCUGACAGUUGUAGUUGGCCAUGUAAAUGGAAAUGAGCUCUUGCAUAAACUUCUGAUAGGCAGGUCCACAGUCAAUGAAAGGGGGAUUAUAGGGCUGGACGAGGCUCAACAUAAAGAGCAAGAGACUUCUGAGGCGAGAAGGAGUGUGAAAGAGCAAGAAGGAGAGGUUGAUGAAGAGGUGGAUGAAAACAAUGCAAACACCACUCCCUAUUCAUUGAGAGAGCCUGAGACAUCACUGUACCUGUCCCUCACCACCACAUCUCCUCACAUCUCCACAUCAGCUCAACCUGAGAGAGUGAAUAAACAGCCGACAGCAGAAAGAGCCCCGAGAAAAAACAUUAUCCAGGCAUCUUCAUUAUCAAUUCCAGGACAGCCAACUAGACACAAACCAUUAGUAGGUAGACCACUUUUUAGAUCAGCAUACUAUUCAUCAUCUUCAGAGAUGCAAAAAGAUAAGCGUCCAUCUUGGCCUAGUCCCAAUGCCUCUGGUUUUGCAAAAGAACCCCUCGGAGAGAUGAAAGUGCCGAAUUCAAGACUUCCAGCCACAAGAGAAAUCCAAGAUUCAACUCCUGAACUUGCUCACAAGUCAAGCACUGAGACGACUUCAUUACCAGUCAAAAUCCUCUUGAAACCAGACACUGCAAUAAAAAACAGAGGCGUUGAUGCAUUGCAUCUGAUGCCAUUUCGUCGGAAGGGUUCCCUUCCUCAUCGUCCCAACGCCAGUCCUUUUCAAAACCGUACAAGGCCAGUUCUAGAGCCGCCUCAACGCCCUUCCCGGGGACCCAUAAGACGGGUUUUCCCUUCAAAACCGAUUAUGAGAAACAACAGGACUAUCAGCCAAGCCAGCCCUAUCCAACCUGUAAAACCUGCCUUAACCCCCGCUAAAGAAAAUGGCACUAGUAUUAGGAUUAGACCGAAUGCAGUAAUCAACAGGACCAGUGGGGCCGCCAGUAGACGUCCAGCCAACAGACAUUCCCAAAUACAACACAGUGGUACCACUCGAGUGGGCCCGAACAUCAGUCAGCAUGGAAAAGGAAACUCUGAUAGCUCUUUUUCCACAGACCAUCUAAUGGAAAACGAUAAUAAGACUCGGGAAUAUGUGUUGAGCGAAACAGAUGGCUCCAUUGAGCAUGUGGGGGUCAACAAUGCCACGUCAACAGGGUUUGUACUAACAUGGGCUGCACCGAAAGAAAAGUUCAAACACUUUGUAAUCACUCAAACUGAGCUUGGACCAGAAAACAAAGAAAAGGAUGAGAUGGAAAAAGAUGAAGAGACGAAUGAAGAGGAAGAAGUUGAUGAUGGGAUGGCACUUAAGACAGCAGCAGCAAAGAAAAAUAGUUUGAGCAAAGGAAAAGCUGAACUUGUACCCAAUGUACAGAGAGCAAAGAUGAGCAAGAGUGGAGGAAACUUGACUACAGUUGUUCCUGGAUCGGCCCGUUCACACCAAAUGACGAAUCUAAGCCCACAGACCAGGUACUCUGUGUCCAUCUUUGGGAAGGGACCUGCGUUUCGCUCCAAAAAACACAACCUCAUCAUUCAUACAGGCCCGGAGCCUCCGUCUGAUCUUGUCUUCAGCGAUGUGACCGACAGCUCUUUCACCGUGUCUUGGACCAAACCCAAGAGCAAGGUGUCUGGAUUCAAGAUCACACACACUCAAGUACAAGAAGGUGAGCCGAUCUCUGUUAGCGUAAACUCAGAAACGCUCCGUCUGGAUCUCUCGUCGAUGUCACCCGGCUCCACCUAUGAAGUCAGCGUGAUGUCUGUGCUUGGACAAGACGAAAGCGACUCCAUCAAAGGCACUGUAACCACCUUGCCUGAUGCUCCAACAGACCUGAGGGCCAUAAAUGUCACCGACAGCAAAGCGCUACUGCUGUGGAGACCCGCCCUGGCAACCGUCGACCAUUACAUCAUAGUGUACAGUUCAGACACAGCACCUGGGUCUGGAAUAACCAUCAAAGUCUCUGGCAACGCAGUAGAACAGCAGCUGCAGGCCCUGCAAUCCUCCACGCAGUACAGUGUGAGCGUUCAGAGCCGAAGGGGAGACCUGAGCAGCUCCAGAGCGACUGCAGUCUUCAGCACCACAGGUGCUGGUAAAAUAGUGGAUGGUCCUCGUGAUCUGAAGGCCAGUCAGGUGACGCCUCGUACCGCAGUGUUGUCAUGGAAACCACCUGUAUCAGCCAUCACUGGUUACAAGCUGAGCUACUACACGGACAGCCAGGACAUUAAGGAAGUCAUUGUUGAGCCCACAUUGACGGAGCUGAAGCUAAGCAGGCUGAAGCCGUCGUCCACAUACACGGCUCGUCUGCGGGCCGUGAGCGGCGGUCUGGAGUCUGUGACCAUCUCCACAGAGUUCAGCACUGGGAAUCUCCGGUUCCCAUUUCCCACUGAUUGUUCCCAGGAGCAGCAGAACGGAGUGCUGGAGUCAGGAAUCGUGGAGCUGUUUCCGCAGGGCAGGGAGGGAAAACCAGUGAUGGUUUACUGUGACAUGGAGACGGAUGGAGGCGGCUGGAUGGUAUUUCAGCGAAGAAAGGAUGGAAAGACAAACUUCUUCAGGAGCUGGCGGGAAUACAGUAGUGGAUUCGGAGCGCUGGAUGGGGAAUUCUGGCUCGGAAACGAGCUGCUUCAUAACUUCACUAAGAUGAGUCCAAUGACCCUCAGAAUCGACCUGAGAGCAGGAGGCGAGUCCGUUUACGCACGUUAUUCCUCGUUCUCCGUGGAAAAUGCAAAAAAACACUACACCAUCAGAGUCUCGGGAUACUCUGGCACAGCCGGCGACUCGAUGUCGUAUCAUAACGGCCGGCCGUUCUCCACGCGGGACAGAGACCCUCAACCGUUCAUCACGCGCUGUGCCAUGUCUUACAGAGGCGGCUGGUGGUACAAGAACUGCCAUGAGGCAAACCUCAACGGCCUGUACAACACCAACAAAAACCACCAGGGAGUGAUCUGGACUGAGUGGAAAGGCAAGAAUUUCUCCAUCCCCUUCACCGAGAUGAAAUUCCGUCCCGCUUCAUUCCGGCCCUAAUGAGGGAGAGACGGGACGAGGCGAACGCUCUCCCUUCAUGGACAAACAUCUACACAUGCUCACUGAAAAGCAUCAUUAUUGCACGUAUAUCCUCACCAUCAUCACCACAUAUACACACGUACUCCACCUGAAAUGCGUCAGGGCUGUUUAUGUGUAGCCCGUAUAUUGUAUUGUACAGUUGUUGGAUUGUCUGUGCGUCGUGACGCUCCGCAGCAGCUGUAGGAAAUAUUAUGCACUGCCUUCUUCACUACGAUCAAGCUGCGGACCGGAGUCACGUAUAUCAGCUUGAACUGUCAAGAGUCAUAUUGCAUUGUAUGUAACAUAUUUCAGUGUCAUUCAGAAUGAUUUCAUAAAAUAAAAUAAAAAAGCUGUAA
This is a messenger RNA of Megalobrama amblycephala (Wuchang bream), 6353 nucleotides long. RefSeq names its product tenascin. Bases 286 to 5979 code for a protein of 1897 amino acids. The transcript is spliced from 18 exons. The record is from RefSeq and is a predicted model, not a curated record. Gene Ontology annotation, molecular function: protein binding. Lineage: Eukaryota; Metazoa; Chordata; Actinopteri; Cypriniformes; Xenocyprididae.